Molecule: messenger RNA, 753 nt
Organism: Volvox carteri f. nagariensis
Lineage: Eukaryota; Viridiplantae; Chlorophyta; Chlorophyceae; Chlamydomonadales; Volvocaceae
Exons: 8
Coding region: 1-753 (250 amino acids)
Cellular component (GO): intracellular anatomical structure
Molecular function (GO): pyridoxal phosphate binding
Source: RefSeq, a predicted model, not a curated record
AUGGCUGAGAGGCCGGUGUCGACAGCUCUUCAAGAUGUACUCACACGUAUGAAACAGGCGUCGGAACGUGCUGGCAGGACACAGUCGGUCCGCCUGGUGGCUGUCAGCAAGACCAAGCCUGUGGAGGCGCUUCAGGAGGCUUACGACGCGGGGCAGCGAGUGUUCGGAGAAAACUAUGUGCAGGAGAUGCUGGAUAAGGCCCCGGCGCUGCCUUCCGACGUUCAGUGGCAUUUCAUUGGUCACCUACAAUCAAAUAAAGUCAAGGCCGUAGUGGAGAAUGUGCCCAACCUCGCCAUGGUGGAAACGGUCGACUCGACAAAGCUGGCUGACAAACUCAACCGGGCGGUGGAGGUGGCGGGCCGCACACAGCCGCUGGCGGUCAUGGUCCAGGUCAACACGAGUGGGGAGGAGUCGAAGUUCGGAGUGGAGCCGGGGGAAUGCGUGGCGCUGGCAAAACACAUCGUACAGAGCUGUCCAAAGCUCCGCCUGGCGGGCCUUAUGACCAUCGGCAUGCCCGACUACUCCUCUCGACCGGAAAACUUCGAGUGCCUGGCAGACUGCCGUAUGAAAGUGGCAGCUGAGCUGGGCAUGGUUCCGGAGCAUUUGGAGCUCAGCAUGGGCAUGUCGGGGGACUUCGAGCAGGCGAUCGAAAUGGGCAGCACCAACAUCCGCGUGGGCAGCACCAUCUUCGGAGCCAGGGACUACUCCAAGACGCGAGCCAAGUCGCCGUCACCGCCGCCUCCGCAGCAAUAG